AUGACAACGGAAGAGGAGACUGGCCUGGGUUCUCCCAACAACCCAGAGCAGGAACAGACCCAUCAGGAACAGAAGGAAGAAGAACAGCAGGAGAAUGAAGAUAGAACUUCUUCCCAAGAAGGAUUGGUUCCUCUCGACCUGCAAGAGAUUGUGGAAGCUCGGCUAAAAGAUUUGGAUGCCACCGGAAGCAAACAACAGCACACACUACAUUUUUUCCAAACAGAGAAAAGCCCACACACACACAAAACAGGAGCAGUAGGAUGCACAAUGGUCAAAGGCCCACAGGCUGAUCUGGCCACACACAAAAAAACUGCAGAAUACGGGGAAGAAAAUGUUGCAAUAGUCGAUCUGGCCAGAAUAAUGGAGGCUCGGCUCCGGGAUUCUGGUCUCUGCCAAGGUGAAAAUACUACCACUCAAGAACAGGACGACACCCGAAUUGAACUCGUUGACACUAACACCAAUGCAGCUCCCGAGGAUAUGGCACAAAAUGGUGACAAAGAUCGGCUUAUGCCUUUGCCUCAAUUGGAACGGACUGCUGCCAACAGAAGGGCCCAAGUACAACCAGGUGCAUUCCCAAGUGGAGGAAAUUUUCAAAGAACAGGGGAAAAUUUGGAAACCGCAGAGAUGACACACAUUGAACCCACGACUACUCAGCCACCUACGAUCGAACCUACAAAUGACAAUGUACUUGUGACAAAUCUGCCCGAAGAAGAAGAAGGGCGCCCGGGAGCCUAUGCCCAUGUACCUGGUACCGGUACAGAACUCAGACGCAAUACCACCCUUCGUCGAUCACUUUUGGGUGGUGGUUCGUUAUCCUCUUCAUUGGUGGAUCCUUCGUCCCAGACACUGUCGAGCAUGCAAUAUGAAUCGGCCCAGCUACCUGUCCAACUGGGUACAGCUCGUUGUAUUCCCGAGGACGGCUUGGCUGUGGCUGACCCAGUAGAUUCAUCUCAUUUUCGUAAUCUACCCCAGGCUCAAAAUUACAAUGGUGAGAUUGAAGAAACAAGGAGAUCAGAAAAGGAUAAGCAGUUCAAGACAAGAAUUCUCGGGGGAGGUUUUUUGCUCAUCGCCUUGGCCAUCAUCGUGUUGUCUGUUGUUCUCCUUCACAAGAAAGAAGACAACGUGGCUCCGAUCCUGCCAAUUUUACCCAGCAUGUCCCCUUCAGAAGCCCCAACCAUGUCUUUAGAGGGAAGUAUCAAGGCGUUGCUUGAAGAGGACACUCUCCUGGCUUUGGAAGAACCUGACUCUCCUCAGUCCAUGGCAUUUGAGUGGCUGUUGGAAGACUAUGAAAAUUGGCCUCUGUACACUUCAGGAAGAGUCGGCUUCUUUCCAUCCAAAGAUUCACCUCCAACCACAUGCAAUGAGGAUGGUAUCUAUCAGAAUCUCUGGCUUGACUUCAACAAUCUGGGUGGGUCGCUACCAGAGGAAAUCUACCUCCUGACUUCUCUGAAAACGUUUUCCCUAGGAUACAACCACAUGCAGGGAACAGUCUCAACUUUGGUGGGACAAAUGACUUCGUUGAAGGGACUCACUAUGGGUUCCCCUCUAGGCAUCGGAACCAUUCCUUCAGAACUCGGACUUUUGACAAAGUUGAAAUACCUUGGACUACAGGGCAAUAAUGAUCAGGUAUCUCUCAAGGGAUCCAUUCCCAGUGAAAUUUGGCAGCUUACAAACUUGGAAACGCUUGGAAUGCCGCGCAACUCCCACUUGCAAGGCCUUAUUCCAUCUGAUGUCGGAAUGCUUUCCAAGUUGACAUGGCUCAACUUUAAUGAUUGUGACCUGACAGGUUCAAUCCCAACAGAGAUUGGCCUUGUAACCGAUCUUCAAUGGAUGAUCUUGUAUGGGAACAGAAUGACAGGAACUCUUCCUGGUGAAUUGAUGCAUCUUUCCAAACUGAGCUAAGUAGCUCAGUUUGGGAAUUCAUUUCAAGGCACAAUCCCCUCGGAGUUGGGCACAGUUGCUCCUCUUCUCCUGCUUACAAUAAGGGACAACCAGCUCACAGGCCCUGUGCCAAGUGAGCUAGGGCUUUUAACAAAACUGGCCUUUACUCUCAACCUGAGGAACAAUCAGCUGUCUGGAUCCAUCCCUUCAGAGCUAGGUCGUUUCUCAGGGCUGGAGGAACUUGAGCUUCAAGGCAACCAACUCUCUGGUUGGAUUCCUAGUGAGCUUGGUCUGCUGUCAUCAAUGGGCCACUUGACUCUUGCGAGCAAUGCUCUUUCUGGAACUGUUCCCCACGACCUCUCCAACCUUCAACCAACUCUGCACACGCUAAGGCUGGAAGGCAAUCCACUGCUGUCUGGAACCAUUCCAGAAGGAGUGUGUGGCAUCAAUGGGACUUGCAUUGGAAGUGCCGUCGACUCUUGCGAAGGUUCUUUUGGAUUGUUGUUUGAUUGUACUGGUCUACUCUGUGGAUGUGGCUAGCUAUCUAGCUAGCUAGCAAAUACUCUGGGCGUUGUAUGCUUCUCAAAUACAUAAUAACUGACUGCAGAUCUAUGCUACUCUGCCAUUUUCUUAGCCAAGCUUCGUUCUGGAGCAUCUGGAGCAAGCAACUGUUAUGCUUUCGUCAACCAAAUUGCUUAU
Messenger RNA from Seminavis robusta, 2580 nucleotides. The record is from the annotation of a GenBank genome assembly. Lineage: Eukaryota; Bacillariophyta; Bacillariophyceae; Naviculales; Naviculaceae.